Molecule: messenger RNA, 3259 nt
Organism: Bursaphelenchus xylophilus (pine wood nematode)
Lineage: Eukaryota; Metazoa; Nematoda; Chromadorea; Rhabditida; Aphelenchoididae
Source: the annotation of a GenBank genome assembly
AUGUUAUACCAGAUAGGCUUUUUUGCCUUGAUCGCGGGCACAGUGAGGGCCGUGGGUGAAGAAGAUCGUAUAAUUGGGCUACCGAAUGUCACGUUUGAUCCUACUUUCAACCAAUAUUCAGGUUACUUAAAGGCCUCUCCAGAUGGAAAAGACCUUUUCUUUUAUUGGUGAGUGUUGCGUAAUAUAAUUUAGUCAGUCAGAGCCCUCAGUUAGCCCUCUCACGAUUUAUAGUUUAGGUUGACUGAAGCCGCUGUGAAUUCAGAAACAGCCCCUUUGUUGAUCUGGCUGAAUGGAGGUCCUGGUUGUAGCUCCGUUGGCGGUCUCCUGGCGGAAUAUGGGCCCUUUUAUGUCACAAAAGAUGGAAAUAAUUUGGUGGAGAACAUCUUUGCCUGGAAUCGGGAAUUUAAUAUUUUAUUUCUUGAAUCUCCAAUCGGCGUUGGCUUCUCUUACGAGGUUGGAGAUCCGUUAAAAUAUAGCAUAGGGGAUGACGAGACAGCCGGUAAGACUUGUUAGAUUAGUAACCCGUAUUAUCAGACCUCAACUUUCAUGCGUUGGUCGACUUUUUUUCGAGAGUUCAGCCGAGAUAUAGGCAUAGGAGAUGGUUCUUGACUGGGGAAUCAUAUGCGGGAAUUUAUAUUCCUACCUUGACGGAGCUUGUUCUUGAGGCGAUCAGCGAAGAUCGUUUCCCAAAUCCCAAGUUCCAAGUGAGUAAAGUGCCCAGCUAUAAUUAAUUGCCUUACUUAGGGCUUGGCCAUUGGAAAUGGAUAUCUGAAUUCCCAGAACCUGACCAAUUCCCUGAUCCACUGGCAUGUUUAUCAUGGAGCUAUUGGGGUACGGUAAGUGCAGAAAUAAUUCCGUGGAGGGUUGAUUAUAAUAAUUAUUUAUUACUGCCAAUUUAUAUAAAUACUAAAAGUAAAAGGGCUACUGUUAGACCUAUGAUUAAAGGUAUAAAGGUUAGAAAAGAGAGGUGCGGCACUCGCUGCCGACUGGCAACGAGCCCGAUCACUCGACUGAUCUUUAUCCGGCGCUGUCGACGCGGAUUGUGAUUGCGAUCCGCGGAUCAAUAUAGAGGGGCGUAGCCCACGCCCUGACUGUACGCUUGAACUUAUGACGUCAUAAACGAUGAUUUCAGAGAAUGGUCCAAUAUAAAACACACAUGUUGCCCCGGGUUGGAGCACAUCGAGGAAUGCAAUUUCCAUGCCCAUAUUCGCGAAAAUUCUACUCAAAUCUGGGCCUUGGAUCAAUGUGGCAAAGAAUUCAUCGACGUUCUCAACAUGCCGGAAAAGUGAGCAUUAAAGAAAAUAAAAUGUCUCUUUCAGCCAAAAUGAAUACAACUAUUACCUCGAUUGUUACAAAGCGGGACAGAUCAGGUCGAGUAGGAGGUCUCUCAAACAAAACUCGUUACUUUUCACGGUAAGAUCUGUUAGUUUAGCAAGUUUCCUUAGAACUUUAUAAAUUAUGACACAACUGAUAAUCAAAUGGGAUUUCCUUGUUGGAACGAGGAUGCCAUGAAGGUUUAUAUGAACAAAAGAAAGGUUCAAAUGGCCUUACAUGUGUCUGAUGAGUGGAUGAGAAACCGGGAGACGGAAUGGGAAACUUGCAAGUACGUUUAAAAUAAUUUUAUAAUAUAAGAUUGCAGCGAUGACAUUACGGAUGACUAUAGACCCACCUACAGAGACACAUUUGAUCUUUUCAAGGGUAUCAUCGAUAAAUUAAUCAAGUUUAGGAAAAAGGUAUACUUCCGGACAUUAUUUCUGACCACCUUCUAUUUCGGUUGUUAGUUGAUCUACUUGCUCCAAAUUUAAGGAGCAGCAAAACAUUUGGUAAAAUGGAUUUUUUAUCUUUGCACUUUAAGUUUUCUGAACAUUUUCAAAAAGAUGGGAAACUAAACUUUCUGAUCACUAAGUAAUCAUUCGCAACUGCCGACAAAUGUUUGCUACGGGGCUAAAACUAUUGGUAUGGUAUAGCACAGACGUAGACGAAUUUAUUUAUGGCAAAAAAUCGGACAAUAGUAACAUAUAUACGUCGCAAAGUAUUUUGUGUUCUACUCAUUAUUUUUCUUACAUUAGUAUACGACUGCUAGUGGUGGGAUAAAGGGAUAAAAAGCGCAUCGCAUUUUUUAAUUGAUCACAUACAGUCAACUUCUAUCCAUCACACCGGCAGAGCAUCGAUCUGAGUGUUUCAAGCUCGGAAAAAAUUUUUAUUUUUUGGCAUAGGUUGAAGCGUACUAUCCGUCUCAUACGUGACAAGUAUUUAUAUUAAAAGUGAUUAUUCCACCUUGUUAGCCUCUCACGUCAGAAGCAAAGAGUCCCAAAAUAAUAUUAUACAAUUGGGAAAUUAAAAAAAAACUCCCGGUAGCAAGCGCGUAAGUGAAUAAUAACAGCUACGUUCUCGAGUAUGUAUUAAAGAGUACUGUAGAGAAUUUUCAGCCAGACUUAAUAAAAAACAAAAUAGUAGUUGUUGUCGUUUAGGGCAUGAUUUCAACCCGAAAAAGAGCGCUGCGAGAAUACUAAUUGCUUGAGGACACACUCCUAAUUUGGUAUUAUGGAUAUACUCACCGUACUUGUAGCUCUUUAGUUAUUUUAGGUGAUCAGAAAAUUUUGUCCACCAAUUUUUGGCAAGUUUGCAUAACUCACUUAAAGAGAUACGAAAUACAAUUUUACGUGGCAAAUUCUGCCCGCCAUGACUAGUAUACCUGCCAAGUUUUAAAGAGAUUGAGUUACAAUCACUUAAGAUAUGAGUGGUCGAAAAAUUUAUGUCCGGGGAUAUAGUUGAAGUACUGAUUUUUUAUACUGUUUUAGUUACCAAAGAACUUCCGGAUGCUUUUCUUUAAUGGGGACGUGUAAGUUCAAAAUUAUCGUAAAUAAUAUCCUUUAGGGAUACCGUGUGCAACUUCAUUGGUGUGUCAUGGCAUAUGGACAACGUCGCCCAUAAAAACGGAUUCAAAGCCGAAAAAAGAUCUGCUUGGGGAUUCAGGAAUCAAGUAGCCGGGUAUAUUCAAAAAUAUAAGAAAGAACUCAGUAAACACAACCAUAUCUCCAUUGACGUUCUCACAGUUAAAGGGGCCGGUCAUUUCGUGAGUGAUCGACCCGGUCCGGCCCUUCAGAUGAUCACCAAUUUUGUGAAAGGGACCGGGAAUUACACAAGGUCUGACGUCGUUCAUAAGGUCUUGAUCGAUCAGACAACUAAUACGGGGAAACAGAUCUUCAUCGAUUACUGUUUUGUUUGUAUAAUCUUUGUCCUUACGGUGUAUUUCUAA